Messenger RNA from Solea senegalensis (Senegalese sole), 1526 nucleotides. Its product is annotated as paralemmin-2. The record is from RefSeq and is a predicted model, not a curated record. Lineage: Eukaryota; Metazoa; Chordata; Actinopteri; Pleuronectiformes; Soleidae. The transcript has 2 exons. Bases 96 to 731 code for a protein of 211 amino acids.
ACACACUCUGUCUUCCCACCACUGCCUUGUGAUUCUCGUCAGAGCGACUUCAGAGGAGCAGAGUUCAGCUGUGGAGAGCUUGAGUGGGAACAUAGAUGAGGAAGCACAGAGAGGGCGACACUGCCAGCAUCCCUCUCUCCUCUCCUGCAGGGGGCAGCAUUGGGAAGGUCUACCAUGACUUCCAGAAAGUGGCCUUCACAGAGUAUCCUGAGAACGGCAUUCCCACAGAGAAUGGCUCCCACAGCAGGAGAGAGCACGUCAGUGUGCUUUCUAAACCCCAAGAGCAAAUGUACAGCAUGAAAGACGACAGUGAGUCCACCUGGAUGAUGGACACGAGCAGCCGGGUCUACUCAGGCCCAGAAGACAUCUCAACGGACCCUCAUGAGACCCUGACAGAUACUUCAACUCUGACCUUUGUGGACGCCCACACCACGGAUGAAUCCACAGAGAACCACAGUCUGCACGGGGUGACGAUGGUUCAUCUGAAGGAGUUUGUGCUCAUAGACGACGAUGACGACGGGGACAUGUCCCUGAGAGAGAAGACAGUCACAGACAUGUCCGUCAUGGAUGGAAAAGCUGCCGACCUGGUUCGUGGGAGGUUGUUGUCCACUUCGAGCGGCUCAGUGUCGGACUGUAAGGAGGAAUCUGUGGCUCCUGAAGCAAACUCUACUGAGGCUACUACUAAGACUGCACGAGACAGAAGACGCUGCUGUUACUGCACGCUUUUAUGACCCAGAAGUGCAUCAACAUCAGCACCUACAGUAUAUCCAGGCUCCUGUUGUACUAUAGCAGCUGUCAAUCACACCGGUGUCCACUCACACAGUGCCUUGCAUACGUUUUCACCCCCUUAAAAUCUUCCACAUUUUGUCAUGUUACAUCCAAAAGUUUUCUUUCAAUAGUUUCUUUCUUCUUCCAUAAAGGCCAGAUUUAUGGAGUAACAGUUGUCCUGUGGACAGAGUCUGUCUCACAGCUGAGCUCUGGACCUUUGCAGCUCCUCCAGAGCCUUCACACGUGUGACCUCUUAAGGCAGUUGGUUGCACUGGAUUUUACUGAGGGCUUUCACAGUAAACACUUUGUAAAUCAUUUCGAUUUUACAUAAAAACUCAUUAAAAUAAGUUUGAAUUUGUGGUUGUAGUUUGAUCAAAUGUGGAGAAGUUCCGGGGGGUGAAUACUUAUGCAAAGGCACUGAUAUGUGCUGUGCUUUAUCAUCGAUUUUCCCUUUAAACUGGAACAUCAUUUACUCAAUUUACAAUGGAACUAGUGAGUGUUUGCUGACGUUAUAAAUCAAGUGAGAAGUAGAAGCUCAUACACUUCCAUUCAACUGUAGGCUGACUGUCUGCUACUGAUUCCUCUUUUAUGGCUUUCUUUCAAGUGUAUGAAUCUGUAUCAUGUUAUAAAUAAAGAGCUUUUAUAUUUCCAUAGCUGUCCCUUACUCCCCAGGAAAAUGUUUACUGACACUUGGUCCUUUUUAUUAGGAGAAUUAAGGCCAAGCUGAAGAGAAUAAAAAAAAUGUAAUCUUUCGGGAA